Messenger RNA from Pocillopora damicornis (cauliflower coral), 1944 nucleotides. Its product is annotated as coiled-coil domain-containing protein 93. Gene Ontology annotation, biological process: Golgi to plasma membrane transport. The record is from RefSeq and is a predicted model, not a curated record. Lineage: Eukaryota; Metazoa; Cnidaria; Anthozoa; Scleractinia; Pocilloporidae.
AUGGCGGCUGCCACUCGCGAUUCUUCCCGAUUUGCCGGUGUUAAAACCUUUAGCGAGAAGUUCUCUCAGCCAGAAGUAGAUGCAGAAGGAAGAGUUAGAAAGAUUGAGACCAGGGAAGAUGAAGAACAAAAUGUUAAAAUGGCAGAAACUGUGGAACUCCUCCUGGCUGCAGGAUACUUCAGAGCAAGAAUCAAAGGGCUAUCACCAUUUGACAAGGUUGUUGGCGGCAUGACAUGGUGCAUAUCAGUCUGUGACUUUGACAUAGAUGUGGAUCUUCUUUUUCAAGAAAAUUCCACCAUUGGACAAAAGAUAGCCUUGACUGAGAAGAUUGUUGCUGUACUUCCACGCAUGAAAUGUCCUCAUCGCCUUGAGCCCCAUCAAAUCCAAGGCUUGGAUUUCAUCCACAUUUUCCCAGUGAUACAGUGGCUGGUGAAGAAGGCAAUUGAAAGAAAAGAAGAAAUGGGUGACUACAUCAGAGAGUUUUCUGUGUCACAGUUCAACAAAUUUCACUCAACUCCACAGGACCUUGAAUUUAAUACAAAGAAGCCAAAGUGUAUAAAUGGAAUGAGGAGCCUCAAGGAUACAUACAAACCACGCAGAAGAUAUCGCAAACCAGAAUCCAUGGCACAAACUGAUGAAGAAACCCAGGUCAGGACGACACUUUUGGAGUAUGGCUGGCAAUAUGGAUUCAGCAAGGAACAGAGAGAUAAGGAGAAAGAACAGGCAGAGAAGAAAAAAGCUGCUGGAGCUUCAAUGCCAGGAAAAAUGCAGCCAGUGUCCUCUGGUGAAGAGGAUGAAUAUGUUGUUGAGCAGAAACGUCUGAAAUCAUUGCUGAAGGGAAUGUCUGUCAUGCAGGGGAAGGAGGGUUCACUUUCAUCAAGUGCAGUCGGCUCCAUCGUUGGUUUGCAGUCAGAAGAGAUCUCUCAGAUUGCCUCAGAGUAUGCUGAAAGGCAAGCAGAGCUACAAGAGGACAUGGAAGCCAGAGGUGAGCGAAUGGGAGGAGUACAGGCUCACAAAAGAAUGGUAGCAUCACUUGAGAAACAGAUUGCUGUACAGGAAAAGAAACUUGAACAGGUACAAGAGAAACAUAACAAACUGCAAGAAACUUUGUCUGAAGCAGAGGAACAGCUUUCACAGGUUGUAGCUCGUGGAGAGAGAAUUAGCGAGGAAAUGGAGAAGUUCAAUCAGAUGGAAAAUGGAGAAAAUGCAAGCAUUCUUCAGAAGCUUCGUUCCAUUGUUGCCAUGAAUGAGAAUUUGAAGAAACAAGAGCAGCAAUUCAGGGCGCACUGUAAGGAGGAAAUGGCUCGCUUGCAGAACAAUUUGGAAAAACUUAAAUCUCAAGGAUCUGAAGAUGACAUCGAAGAGAAGGAAAGAUUGGAGCUGAUCAGCAAACAAUACGAGGCUGAUAAAGCAAAGUUGGAAAAAAUAAGGCUUUUGCUGGCUCGAAAGAACCGUGAAAUAUCUUCGCUUCAGAGGAAGAUUGACGAGGUGCCUUCUCGUGCAGAGCUGACUCAGUAUCAGAGAAGAUUUGUGGAACUCUACAAUCACGUGGCUGGAACUCAUAAGGAAACGAAGCAGUUUUUCACUCUUUACAACACUUUGGAUGACACGAAGCUGUACUUGGGGAAGGAGGUUAACUUGCUUAACUCCAUCCAUGACACCUUUGAACAAGGUAUGUCAUCUCCGAUGAACAAGGAACAGUUCCUGAAGCAGUUUGACAAAAUCGUGACGGGAAUUGUGGACAACAAACAAAGGAUUGAGAAGAAGAAAGCUGUUGAGAAACAGCGUAGAGACGCCUUGAAUCAAAAAUAUCUAGAGAUAGUGGAGCAAGAGAGAUUGUACUUCAAAACAGUUAAAGAUUUUACGGAGGAAUGUCGCAAGAAUGAGGUCCUCUUAUCCAAGUUCAAAAGUCUUCAGAUUUCUUAGUUCCUAAAAGGUGUUUAC